UGUGUUUUAAAGGGUGCCGUCCAGUGAGGGGAAAACAACCAUAGAAUGGGGAGAACGCUUGCCAACAGCGUAGUGGACGGUAACCUGUGUCCAGAAUGCAUGGAGACACGUCGUCCAGCUUACGUGGGGCCCGGCCCUGGACAGACAUUCCCCAGAGAAGGUAGAUGGCCGGUAGACCCGCCAGCAGACGCUCGGCCCCUCAGCCAGCGAGGAGCUGCGAGUGAGAACCGCAGUGGGCCGCCCUUCCUGCCCAGCACCCCGGGGCUGUGGUGGGUGGGGGUGGGCACCCCGGCUUUGCAGAGCAGCAGACAGGACCUCAGAGAGACCCCUCGGGGCGUGCGUCCUGAGUGUCUCCAGCAGAGUUCGGUCUCCGGUGUUACAGUGUUCUGUGUGUUUUCUGUUGUCUCCGUGUGGACUUGAGGUCACAGCGCUAGUGAGUGACAAGAGUCCUCUAGGAGCUUCCGUCACGGAAUGGGACUGCAGUUCUAAGCACUGAUUGCAGGCUUACCCGAGUGUUCUGCUGUGGGAGGGACCUUAGGGACAGUCUGAGGACAGGUUUCUGUGUCCCCGGCUAGCCAGCAGCCUGCGGUUCCGUACCGGCGUGUUUGUUUCCUGUGCGCUGGGAUUUUGAGUGUGCAGGCGGCCUGCCCUGGCCCCCGCGUGUGGGUGUGCGGGCUGCACCCGAGAAGAGCCAUGGCCGGGAGCGGAUACGCUAUGUUUCCAGCGUCCCGUCGUGGGGCCCCUCGGGCGUCUGACGUGCAGACGGAAUUUCACAGGGACACGUGCGCACCUGCCCUGUGCACUGUUGGCAUUUACUGUGCGCGCUGCCUGCUGUCCGUUCACGCGUCUUUCCCUCUGUGCGCUGAGCAGUUUUCUGUCUUCUCGGCACCCCAGAGGGUGAUGUGUCCGCCAGAGGCUCCCCUCAGCGCCGCAGCUUCUCCUCUGUAGUUUGAGGUAAAACUUACCGGCACUGAUUCACGCGGACCUUGACUGUGUUUUGACAAGUGUGUGCUCGUGUGCGACCCCUGCCGAGGCUGAGGACAGGGUCAUCACGCCAUGCCCCUCCCGGGCAGGCCGUCGGCACGGUUCUGGUCUCCCGUUGGUGACACGUGUGCUCGGCCUCGCUCCGCGUUGUCGUGAGUUUACGCAGGUGAUCUUGUCCCUGCGUCAGCAAGCACACGUCCCCCCGAGAGUGACCGCUGUCAGCUGCCCCCGUGCUCCGGGGUGUCGUCAGUUGGGCCUCUGCUCUCGGCUGGUUUGGUUUCACAGACGUGGCCCGAGCCGUGGGCUUCUGGCUCACGGUGUCGGUUCUGUCUAGGCGGGCCGGCAUCGAGGACUCCAAGAAGUGGGGGAUGCUGUUCCUGGUGAACCAGCUGUUCAAGAUCUACUUCAAGGUGGGACUGUGGGGCCCCUUCCUUCCUCCUGUCUCCCCGGAUGCCAUCUCCGGACCGGCCUCCACGGCCUCGCCGGGUCGAGACCCUCACCUGGCCGCCUCCAGCCAAGGGCUAAGCACCUGCGGGGUUCAGGGACUGUCACGAGGGUGUGCGCAUGGCCCCGUGGGAGCCUCUGCCCCACGAGGGGAGCUGCACCUCCCGGGGAGAGCCUGGUGCCCACUGGGGGACCUGGGCUGUCCCGUGGGGGGUGUCGCCCGGUGGGGGGUGUCGCCCCGUGGGGAGUGUCGCUGUACGACUGGUACGGAGCAGGUGGCCGCGGGCAGGCGGGGGCGGACGGGUCAAGAGGUCCUCGUGGCGCGGCGCAUGCUCUCGCGUCUCUUGGGAAGCGGUCGGUCCGGUGUCGCUGAGUCGCCGCGGGGGCCGUCGCAGAUCAACAAGCUGCACCUGUGCCGGCCGCUCAUCCGCGCCAUCGACAGCUCGAACCUCAAGGAUGACUACAGCACCGCGCAGAGGGUGACGUUCAGGUACUACGUCGGGCGCAAGGCCAUGUUCGACAGCGACUUCAAGCAAGCGGAGGAGUACCUGUCCUUCGCCUUCGAGCACUGCCACCGCGCGAGUCAGAAGAACAAAAGGAUGAUUCUGAUAUAUUUGCUUCCGGUCAAAAUGCUGCUGGGUCACAUGCCGACCAUCGAGCUGUUGAGGAAGUACCGUCUCAUGCAGUUUGCCGAAGUGACCAAAGCCGUCAGCGAAGGCAACCUCCUGCUCCUGAACGAGGCGCUGACGAAGCACGAGACCUUCUUCAUCCGCUGCGGCAUCUUCCUCAUCCUCGAGAAGCUGAAAAUCAUCACCUACAGGAAUCUUUUCAAGAAAGUGUACCUGCUGCUCAGAACACACCAGUUGUCUCUGGACGCCUUCCUGGUCGCCUUGAAGUUCAUGCAGGUCGAGGACGUGGACAUCGACGAGGUCCAGUGCAUCCUGGCCAACCUGAUCUACAUGGGCCACAUCAAAGGCUACAUAUCACACCAGCACCAGAAGCUGGUAGUUAGCAAGCAGAACCCGUUCCCUCCGCUGUCCACAGUGUGUUGACGGGGCACACGGCCCGAGGACAGGCGAGCUGGGUCUCGUCUGGCUGUAUCCGCGCACGUGGACUCGGUCCCGGGCCACCACGGUGUUGUCUGCGUCCGUGCUCUCCGGGGCUCGCUGGCUGCACACGAUGCCUUGAAACUUCCAUGAGGGCCUGCGGACAGCCUGACCUGCCUCUGGAGAAAACGCGGGCGCAGCCGUUCCCUCUGGAGCUGGGGACGCGUCGGUGAGGGGCUCUCGGGCUCACCAUUUGUAAAGGCGUCUUUGUCAGCCUUUAUGUAACUUUCUCUAUAAAACGUCACCGUGAGUUUAUAUAGUUGGCAUAUUCUUUAUUUUGUCUUAACGUACAGCAUUUUUAUAUGUUAAACUAGAAUGUUUUACAGAAUUAAAAUGUUUCACUUGA
This is a messenger RNA of Lutra lutra (Eurasian river otter), 2880 nucleotides long. It is a transcript of the gene PCID2, whose product is annotated as PCI domain containing 2. The transcript has 7 exons. Gene Ontology annotation, molecular function: double-stranded DNA binding; RNA binding. Lineage: Eukaryota; Metazoa; Chordata; Mammalia; Carnivora; Mustelidae. The record is from RefSeq and is a predicted model, not a curated record. Gene Ontology annotation, biological process: transcription elongation by RNA polymerase II; poly(A)+ mRNA export from nucleus; post-transcriptional tethering of RNA polymerase II gene DNA at nuclear periphery. The coding region runs from base 1353 to 2480 and encodes 375 amino acids. Gene Ontology annotation, cellular component: transcription export complex 2.